This is a messenger RNA of Penicillium taxi, 1272 nucleotides long. Its product is annotated as acetylornithine aminotransferase. The transcript is spliced from 2 exons. The record is from RefSeq and is a predicted model, not a curated record. NCBI's taxonomy places the organism in Eukaryota, Fungi, Ascomycota, Eurotiomycetes, Eurotiales, Aspergillaceae. Bases 1 to 1272 code for a protein of 423 amino acids. Gene Ontology annotation, molecular function: transaminase activity; pyridoxal phosphate binding.
AUGACUGGGGCUAACACAAUCAACUUCAAACUUCAAACCCUCAUCAACCAAUAUGAAGCAACACACCCUCUGUCAAAGAACCACUUCGAAAGAGCCCAGAAAGUGCUACCAGCCGGAAGUACACGAUCAGUUCUUGUCUCCAGGCCCUUUCCCUUGAUAGUCGAGUCUGCAGAUGGAACCAGCUUCACGACUAUUGACGGCGUAACAUUUGAAGACUUUGUCUCUGACUAUUCGGCUGCUAUAUACGGACAUUCUCAUCCUGUUAUUAGGGAUGCGGUCCAGAAUGCUUUGGCGUCGGGGUUUAGCCUCGGUGGCAUCACCCAGAAAGAAGCGCAAUUGGCAGAGAUCGUGACGGAGCGCAUUCCUUCUAUUGAGAAGGUUCGUUUCUGUAAUUCAGGUACGGAGGCGAAUACAUUUGCGCUGGCUACUGCUAUGGCAUAUACGAAACGGAAGAAGAUCCUAGUCUUUGAGAACGGAUACCAUGGAGGCACACUCAGUUUCGGCUCAAAGCAUGAGACCAAUCCAAUGAACCUACCACACGACUUCAUAUUCGCAAAAUACAAUGACAUCCCUACAACAAAGGCCUUGCUAAGCAAUGACCUUGCCGCAAUCCUAGUAGAACCAAUGCAAGCAGCAGGCGGCAUGCACCCUGCCUCCCGCGAGUUCCUAGCCUACCUCCGCGAAGUAGCUACAGCCACAGGCGCAGUACUGAUAUUCGACGAGGUCGUCACCUCUCGCCUCCACUACCACGGUUUGCAAGGCUAUUGGGGCAUAAUACCAGAUAUGACAACACUAGGCAAGUACAUCGGCGGCGGAUUCCCAUUCGGAGCCUUCGGCGGCUCAUCGCAGAUAAUGGAUCUAUUUGAUUCGCCAGAUCCUUCUGUGGCGUUACAUCAUUCAGGCACGUUCAAUAAUAAUAUCUUUACCAUGUCUGCGGCUGUUGCUGCGUCAAAUCUCAUUACCGAGGCUGAGCUGCAGAGGUUGAAUCGGAUGGGUGAUCGGUUUAGGGAACAGGGGAUUGAGUUGAUUCGGGCGUCAGGGUUCCCGUCUAUGGAAUUGACUGGGUAUGGUAGUGCUGUUGGGAUUCACUUUAGUGGGCCGGAUGCUGCGGUCUUGGGGGAUUGUUUCUAUUUCUUUCUUCUUGCUAAGAGAAUUUCUGUCGGGAGACGUGGGUUUGUGUCGAUGAAUCUUAUUCAUACGGAGGCUUCUGUCGAUCGCCUUCUUGGUGCUGUGAAGGGGUUUUUGGACGAUAUCACAGGGGUCACUGCUUGA